This is a messenger RNA of Daldinia caldariorum, 225 nucleotides long. RefSeq lists its product as uncharacterized. The record is from RefSeq and is a predicted model, not a curated record. The coding region runs from base 1 to 225 and encodes 74 amino acids. The transcript has 2 exons. Lineage: Eukaryota; Fungi; Ascomycota; Sordariomycetes; Xylariales; Hypoxylaceae.
AUGGGCUCGAAUAUUCCCGGUGUCUAUUCGUCUCGCGAAUUGAAUGCUAAUGCUAAUGGUUCCGUUGCCGCAGAUACACAUCCUGCCCAACGAAGUUCUAGGCAAUGGCCUAGCCAAAAGAAUAUGGCAAAAGAGAAAAAUACUGGAGCAGGUGUGCAAAAGCCCCGGAGCAAGACUCGAUGGAAAGGCCGCAGGGGUCAAAAUGGCAAGAAGAGAAAUGCUUAG